Molecule: messenger RNA, 3267 nt
Organism: Nakaseomyces glabratus
Lineage: Eukaryota; Fungi; Ascomycota; Saccharomycetes; Saccharomycetales; Saccharomycetaceae
Gene: SIR3
Product: chromatin-silencing protein SIR3
Molecular function (GO): chromatin binding
Source: RefSeq, a predicted model, not a curated record
AUGGCUGAGCUUAUAAAAGACCUGGAAGGAUGGCAGAUAAUCAUCAAGGACCAGGAUGGUAAUGUCAUGGACGAGCGCGACCGGAAAGUACGGAGGAAGAGAAAUGUCUCGACUGAUCUGUUUAUAUUCCGGGAGAAAGACGCACUUACUUUUGGCCGUGGUCAAAAUGUGGUUGUGCAUGACGAAGUAUCUGACUCAUACGCGGUCUACUUGAUCCACGAAAUACGCCAGAACACCUUGAACCAUGCGCUGGAGAUACUGUGUUUCACAUAUUUGAGAUGGUUUGAAUUAGAACCACGUGACUACUACAAGGAGUUCAAGCCCGAGUAUCUGUCCAUGACCAACCAGCAAAUUACAGAGAAGUUCCUGGAGGAGAUCGAUCGCGAUGAGAUAUAUCUAACUGCUGAAAUUACGCCGAUAUGGCUCAAGGAUUUCAUAGAUAUUGCCGAAGUUUACAACGCAAAGAAAUGGGCGCAGGUAAGACAAUCAGUUAACAAAGAGAGAAACUUCUUAGUCAGAUAUGUGUGCGAACCCGUAGCAGAGAAUUUUGUCCCUGUAGACAUAGAUAACAUUAUGGAUCAGAUGAGAAAGCGGUCUGCUCGCGAUUUUGAGACAAUGCUGAAGAAUUUAACAGUCAACGGAUUCGUCCAUAGCUCGAGUAAGAAAAGGCAAAAAAUUAAGGCUGAGGAUACCGACAAUACUGUAACUAAGAAGAAUCUACUACAUAAUCAAAAACAAAAGGAACCUGAAUCACAUGAGCUGAAAUAUCAGAAAGUACAACUAGAAGAUAGUCCCCAACCUCAUCACAAGAAACCGCAAUCAAGAAUCGAUGAUCAUUACAGCGUUGUGAGUGAUAUGCCUCAUGGCCGUAUAGUCAACACUGGCGUCAAGCCAACUACAAAAAAGUCAAGCACGUCUAGUCAAACACAAACUGAUCACACUCAAAAGAGGAAACUUCAGUCUGACGGAGGCAAAUCGGGGCCCAGUAAUAUGAAGUCAACAGUGGGCAAUGGUAGUUCAAAUGAUAAUAUUCAAAAAAAACGUAAAACAGAGGACUCUAGUAAGACACCAAGUAAUUUACACACGACCAUGACUGGUGUAUCUAGAAGUACUGGCGUUACUUCUGAUGCUGGUAAAGUGGUAGAUAAGGAAAUCAUAAAAAAUCCAACAUCAGUACCUUCACAAGGAGGUAAUAGAACCAAAGGGAAUGAUAUGAGUAAGAAGGAACCCUACUCAAAGGCAAUAGCUGCAGCAAAUCAACUUAAAGCAGGCAGGACCAAUCAGAAAUCAAAUCAGACAGCUAAAAAACCUUCUACAACAUCUAGCAAUGAAAGAGAAGAGAAAAUACCUGCUUACUUAUCAGGCCGCUUUCAACCGUCAGAGGUCAUUGACUCUGUCCAAAGUGGCACCCUCAAUGAUUUAAUGACCCAAGUGAGAAAGAGAGGUGGUGUUUCAGAAGCCUUAAAAUACAAAGCUAAAAACCAUGUCGAUGGAACUGGCCAGGAUUUAUAUGCCACGGCAAAGUCAUUUACAUCCAACCUUCGUAGAACUUUACUAGGUUCCGAGAACUCAGCUCAAUCUCAACAACAAAAUGCCAGCGAUAUAGAAAAAAGAAAACCAUAUAAUGUAAUCGAUGAUUUCAAGAAUAAUAGUUCGGCAAAAAUACUCGAACAUGUUAAAAGAGGUAAUACAGUAUCCGAGCUUCUAUGCCACCAACCUAUUGACAAAACACCUGAGAAAUCAAAUGAUGAAAAGUUGAAGCCUUUACUUACUGCCUUAUCUGAUCUUACAACAAACAAACAAUUUGUGCAAUUACGCAAUAUUGUAGGUUUGACUGCUCAAUCAAAGAACAGUGGUAGUAUCUUUGAGAAAUUACGGAAAUGUACCACUAGUGAAUCCCUAAUUCAAUGUAUGUCAGACUCUAUCACAUCUGACAUCAUUCUGUCUAUGAGAAAUAAGGAGUUUGUGACCAUUUAUGGUUCUCUUUUUAAUGCUAUUAUAAAUGGUAGAAACAAAUCAUUAUAUCUAACUGGUGACGAUGAAUACACGAUCAAAUAUGUUUUCAAUAAAGUUGCACAUGAACUAUUACUAUCUGCAACCUUUGAAGAAAUUCCUCAAUUUAAACUCGCCUCUGUCCCAUCCUCAUAUGAUAAUUUCUAUCAGGGACUAUGGCAGAAUAUCUCCGGCGAUAUUCUGUCAGAUACCGAAGCAGCUAUCGCAUUAGAUUCAUACUUUUCUGUCAUGCAGCCGGUACAGAGAUUUCCUAUUUUGAUAUAUAUCGAAAACAUGGAUGAGUUUUUCAAUAACAGUGAGACAAUAUACAAAGACCUUAUCAACUGGUUUUUAAACCCACUCAGUAAGAUUACACUAAUUUGUAACGGCACAGUGGUAAAUAAUGAAAUUGGAAACCCACUCAAGGACAUAUUUUUACAUGUGAACUUUCCCUCUGUAUCCGAGGAGCAAGAUUGUAGUGUAGCUAACAUUUCGAAGGUGAUAAACCAGAUAAACUCCUCUUAUUUUUAUUUUAAUGCAGAUUUACAAGCAGCAACAUUUUGCGAGUUUUACAAGCACUACACCAAGAAUUGGCAGAAGAUUAACUUUCGCAUUAACGAACCUGAAGUUGGAAUUUCCGUAAAAAACAUACAGAAUGCGCUUACAUUGAAGGGUUUUGAUUCCAUCAUCAAUGUACACAAGCAUAUCUAUCAAUGUUUGAGAAAUGUGGUAAACAGAUAUAUUGACAGCACGGCAAAGAAAACCACAGUAGAUAUCCAAGCCAACCAACUGUCAGUCUCUGCAGGCUCAGCAAAUACCCACUAUGACUUGAUGGAACCACUAUAUGGCCGUAUUAUGUCUAGUCUCGCGGAAUUAACUUUUGUCGAUAAGUUAGUAUUGUUCUGUACUGUGUUAUGCAGGCUAAGAAAAUCCAGUGUCGAGAAAAUUGACCUUAACGAGGUUUACAAUGUAAUCGUUGAUGUGCUGCACCAUAACUGCGAUAACUCUCCAAUGAUCUCAAACCUAUUACUGACAUACUCAACGAUCAAAAACCGUAACGAUAAGGGGUCUGCCAUCAAACUGUUCCUAAGCAGCCUGAUGUGGCUGGACGUCUUCACCCGCCUGUAUCGUACAGGCUUUGUAACAUUACACGUUGACCAAGAGGACCGCAACCAAAUAAAAGUCGCGCUUGCAGGGUUUGAAGUCGACAGUAUUCUAGCCGAGUUGAAGCGCGACAGCUCGAUGAGCUGGAUCCAAUCGUGUCUCACCGAAUAG